UGUGUUCCAUUGAAUGGAAAGAGUGGAAACAGAGAGACAGCAGGCUGCAGGUUGAGGUUGAAAGCUGUUCCCUAGCCGGACAGAAGAGAGAGAAACAUAAACAGGAAGCGGCAGGGCAGAGUCUGGGCAGAGUUUGGGGAGUUGUUGGACAGCCAUUGCAGUGUCGUGGCUUAGUAACAAAACACGAAACAGGAGAGGAAGACCUGGCAGUUCACAGGCUCUCUUUUUCCGACCACGGGACCCAUUUAUAUGACCAUUAGAGUGAACACAUUCGGCUUAUCAGUCUACACCUGAACAACGGGACCCAACAGCUCCAGAUAUGUCCUUCGUUUUUGAAUACCUUUAUAGCAGUUUCAAUAGCAUGCUACAGUUUUUAGGACUGUACAAGAAAUGCGGCAAGUUAGUAUUUCUUGGCCUGGAUAAUGCUGGAAAAACGACGCUUCUGCACAUGCUCAAAGAUGACAGAUUGGGACAGCAUGUGCCAACUUUACAUCCAACCUCAGAAGAGCUGACGAUCGCUGGCAUGACUUUUACCACCUUUGACCUUGGAGGCCACGCACAAGCCCGCCGAGUUUGGAAAAACUACCUCCCUGCCAUUAACGGCAUCGUCUUCCUUGUAGACUGUGCAGACCAUGUCAGGUUGGCUGAAUCAAAAGCAGAACUUGAUGCAUUAAUGACAGACGAAACUAUCGGAAAUGUGCCUAUCCUGAUCCUGGGCAACAAGAUCGACAGAAAUGAUGCCAUCAGUGAGGAGAAACUGAGGGAACUGUUUGGAUUGUAUGGACAGACGACAGGCAAAGGCAACAUUGCCAUGAAGGAGCUGAACACAAGACCACUGGAGGUGUUCAUGUGCAGUGUAUUGAAGAGGCAGGGCUACGGUGAUGGUUUCCGCUGGCUCUCCCAAUACAUUGAUUAAAGCAGCCAAGCCCCGUAAUACACCACCACCACCAUCAGGGGGGAUGCUAAACCCAACCACUCAAGACGCCCAUCGAUGCCACCAGUACCAUCUUACUCAGCCCCAUGUUUGGCUAACAAGUCUGCCUCCCCCUUCAGAGAAAGCAGUACAACUUGAUCCCAAUAGACUUUUAUUGGUCGAACAUUUGGUUCCGCACUUACAGAAAUCAUACCUGUUUGAGCACACACACACACUCAUGUUCAUCGCCGUCUUUUUCUAAGAGAGUAACAUAGCAUUGGUUCCACCGCAAAGGGUGUUGAAAUUCAAAAGGAUGACUCUUUUCUAUAUUGUGUUUGUCAUUUGCUGCCCUUGUCUCCUCCCAUUCUGCCAUCAGUUGAGUGUGAUGAUAGAUGCAUUAUAACUGUAAAUCUUUAUAUGAUUCCAUUGGUAUAUCAACAAUCCUGAUGCCUCUGUCCCCUCUUAAACUCAUUUUGAGCAGUGAGAGAGAGCAACGUAGUUAUAUACAUUGCAGUACACUUUUUUAACAGUGAAGACAUUCAUUCAGCAUUGUAUUUAAUCAACACGUUUUGGUUUGUCCUGUUUCCAUUUUCUUUUCUCUCUUUUUUUUUUUUUUUUUUUUUUUUUUUUUUACAUUUCAAUAAAUAAAAUGUGUGGCCACAUAUACAGCCUUCACUAUAAAUGCUUGGCUGUUCACUGAUUUAUACAAAUUGACCAGUGCAUUUAACUUAGUGUAUCAGAUAUUUGAUUGAUUCUUUUAGGGUUACAUGGAAGCUAAAGUACUUUGUUCCAGACUUUUCUGUCUUGUGGGCACAGUUGCAUUGAAUGGAUUCAAGUAAUCUGUGGGCUCCCCUUUUAAAGAAAGGCCCAGGGUGGUAGUGCAGCAGAUGGUAUAGAAUUUUUAAUAGAAAAUAAUAAAGGCUAUAUAACCCAGGAAAUGUUGAUAAAAUUGUGCAGACGGCACGUGGGUCAGUUGAUGCGAUGGAAACUAUUUAAAUAAAUGAAACUUUGGGAUAAAUAGCUUGAUAAUAACAUGCAGUAAGAGAUGAAGGGAGGAGUAGACAGAUGGUUAUAACAUCUAGUAAUCAUCAUUCUUAGAAGUCCAUCCUACAGGGAGAAUCUAGUGACCAAGCGUAGAUAACAGAGGACAUAGUCCUAUAGCGGGAACAGGUAGAUAGGCCCACGAAGCCUCUAAGAAAGGGACCAUAUAUAUAUGAAAUGUACAUGAACACCGUACAUGGAUUUUGUUUUAAUAAGUGGUAUCCUUUGAUCUAUGUGCAUUAUGAGAAACUAUUAUGCAUGCCUUGUUCUUUUGAUUUUUGAUGACUGAUACUCCAGAGAGAACCACAGGAGUGGGAAAGAUGCCAAAAUUUACAAUAAAAGCUGAUUGUCAUGUAUUUCUUUUCUUUUUUAACAGAAACAACGGAAUUGCGCUUAAUACACGUUUUUUCUGUCCCUGUCCCUCUGUGUCUAUUUCGUUCCCUCAUGACUAUGUGAUGAGCUGUUCCAACAAGAGUGGGACUUGCUGUUGUUUGCAUCAUAAAAAUGUAAUAAAUGUUUUCAAUGAAUAACAGGCUUUAAAA
This is a messenger RNA of Notolabrus celidotus (New Zealand spotty), 2496 nucleotides long. It is a transcript of the gene sar1b, whose product is annotated as secretion associated, Ras related GTPase 1B. Gene Ontology annotation, biological process: endoplasmic reticulum to Golgi vesicle-mediated transport; intracellular protein transport; membrane organization. Gene Ontology annotation, cellular component: COPII vesicle coat; endoplasmic reticulum exit site. Bases 320 to 916 code for a protein of 198 amino acids. Lineage: Eukaryota; Metazoa; Chordata; Actinopteri; Labriformes; Labridae. The transcript has 7 exons. Gene Ontology annotation, molecular function: GTPase activity; GTP binding. The record is from RefSeq and is a predicted model, not a curated record.